This is a messenger RNA of Vollenhovia emeryi, 1715 nucleotides long. It is a transcript of the gene eIF3g1, whose product is annotated as eukaryotic translation initiation factor 3 subunit G. Bases 197 to 1084 code for a protein of 295 amino acids. Gene Ontology annotation, cellular component: eukaryotic translation initiation factor 3 complex; cytoplasm. NCBI's taxonomy places the organism in Eukaryota, Metazoa, Arthropoda, Insecta, Hymenoptera, Formicidae. The record is from RefSeq and is a predicted model, not a curated record. Gene Ontology annotation, molecular function: RNA binding; translation initiation factor activity. The transcript is spliced from 4 exons.
GUUACCCCUCCAUUUUGGAUCUUCCACAUGGUGUUAUGAACGUUCCGUCGAUCGCAGUACGCGUUUAAAAUAACUUGACUACGUUUCAUUGCGACUUGUAUUUCAAUCUGGAUCGUCUGUCUGUUGCCAGUUGUCUGAAUCAGCCUUUGUGUACAUUUUCUGGCUCUAAUAGAGUUUCAUUUAUUAUAAAAAUAAGAUGACUGACAAACCUUUAACGGAGAUGCCAGUUGCGCAAAAUGAGGUCAAGUCUAGUUGGGCUGACGAGGUCGAAGAGGAGGGAGGAGCGUUGCCCGCGCCUACGGAGGUCUAUGAGAACGGUUUAAAGAUUCUCACCGAGUACAAAUACAAUCAGGACAACAAGAAGGUCAAGGUUGUGCGCGUUUACAAGAUCGAGCGGCGUACAGUGUCGAAAACAAUUGCGGUGCGUAAGAAUUGGACAAAGUUCGGCGAUUCCGCCGACGACAGGCCAGGGCCCAAUCCGGCCACCACCGUAGGCGGUGAAGAUGUCUUCAUGCAAUUCAUAUCCAGCAAAGAGGAGGAGAACAAGGUGGAGGAGGACUCCCUGGAUAAGUUGAAAAGCAUGGGCGACAAGGGUGUCGUCAAGUGCCGUAACUGCAACGGCGAUCACUGGACGUCCAAGUGUCCGUACAAAGAUACCGUUCUCGCCGGUGGGAAAGUACCGGACGACAAGAAGCCCCUCGUUAAUACGGGAGUGCCUGGUGCAAUGGCAGAGCUUAAGCCGCAGGGUGGCAAGUACGUGCCGCCCGGUAUGCGCGACGGCGGCAACAAACGCGGCGACUCGAUGCAGAUGCAGAGACGCGACGACACGACUGCUAUACGCAUCUCCAAUCUCUCGCAGAGCACCACGGACGCGGAUCUGGAUGAGCUGGUCAAGCCGUUCGGUUCCGUGGUGAAGCAGUUUCUCGCCAAGGAGAAGCUUUCCAAUCUCUGCAAGGGUUUCGCAUAUGUGCACUUCAAACACAGGGCCGAUGCCGCACGAGCGAUCGCCACUCUGGACGGUUACGGUUACGAUCAUCUUAUUCUGAGCGUCGAGUGGUCGAAACCACAAGUUCAGAACAAUUAGGGCGAUUCGAAGUAUACAAGUGCGGAUAGAAAUCUGAAAUUAGUUUGACUACAUUUGGAAAGAAUCCCUAUGACAAACAAACUAUAUUAGUGCAUAAAUCUAUGUACAUUCUACAAUAAGUCGAAAUGUAAUGGCAGUCUGUAUUCGUCUCAUUUAAUUCUAAAUAUGAAAAUCAAAUUUUCACUCAAAUAUAUAUUUAUUCAAUAUAGUAAUAUUGUGUAGCCACGACAUGAAAAUUUCUGUUUAUUAUAUUCUAUUUCUUAAAUGUGGCGUGAAUACAGACGAAAUCCCAACUUUAUUUUAUAUCUUGAAACUUGUUCACGUAAGCAUGUAAGUAUAUAAAUAUGUAAAUGUAUACAUACUAAUAUACAUUUAUUAUACAUAUUUUUACUAUAUAUUCUAUAUAUUUAGUAAAUAUAUAUAGUAAAAAAUAUAGAUAGUAAACAGGGGAGCACAUUCUUCACGUACUUUUAUUAUACUCUAUUAAAAUAUAAAAUCUGUUUCAAUGUACUUUCGGUUUGCUAAUUUAAAGCUACUCUGUUUAUUCGCGUGAAAAAUGAUUUCAUCGAUAGUAUCAUAUUUUUUAUUCUGGAAAUCUUAUAUCAAAUGCAAAAUAUAUUGUAAAUUCUUA